Caenorhabditis auriculariae is the source of this 709-nucleotide messenger RNA. Lineage: Eukaryota; Metazoa; Nematoda; Chromadorea; Rhabditida; Rhabditidae. The record is from the annotation of a GenBank genome assembly.
AUGAUGAGGCCUUCGCGACCGCGUGCCUUUCUCCUGCUCUCCCUCCUGCUUCUGCUUCAGCUCGCCGCCGCACAAUUCUUAUCAGGUAUCCCUAUCAUUUUCUUCUGCACAAAACAUUGUUUGCAACCGUCUGAACCGAACAAGAACAGUUCCAAGAAGGCCGCGAAAUUCUGACGCUUUUCGAAAAUUAGAACCCCAAGGAAAUUUAUCCAAGACCAUUACAAGAAUCCUCAAGUCCUAUACUGAAGCUCAGUGACUUUUUAGCUGUUUUUUUCUCACAAAUUAUAUCUUUUUGUAGCUAGUUGUAUUUUUCGAACUUACGCGGUCAGAAUCUAACGUUUCGGAGAUAAAUUUGAUAGAAAAUAUCGAAUCAAAGUUUUCAGCCUGAAUUUCAUAAGGCUCUUUGAGAGUUUUUCCUGAUAAUUUUAAACUAAUCAGCAUUCUUUCAAUUAGUCCUGUUUUAAAUUGUCAUAUAUAGUUUCUAAGAGUUUAGGAAGAAAAAAAAGUUGCUCCAGAAAACGUUCAAUGGCAAUAAGAUUCGAUUAUUCGAUUAUGAUUCAACAAGCCAACUUUUGCAGAAGACGAACUCAGCGACGAAACACAAUGGCGAAGGGAACGUCGGAGCGGCCUUCUGUUCGGAAAGUUGGCGCGGAUCUGGGGAUCCAACGACAAGAGAUUUGUCCUUCGACCGAUGCCCGAUUACAAGUGA